UUUCUCUAAGUGCGCAUGCGCAUGGUUCCACGCGUUUAUAGGAACCAACUGGCGGGGACUACUGUUUCUAGGGGGAAUGUUUUGGAGCCUGUGCGUUGUGCGUGUUUAAUUAACUUUCGUCUCCCUGUACUGACGUUGUGGAGAUGAGGCUCGGGUUUCUACUCCGCCGGCCCUUUGAUUUUGGGCAGCGGGAGGUCGCACAUUGGUUUCCAGGACACAUGGCCAAGGGGUACGUACAUGAGUGAGGGUCCUCAUGAAUAUUCAUGAGGUGCUUCAAGUUCUGCAUGACAGCUCCCGCCUUGGCGACACCGAUCAGAGACUUAAACAGAUGAGAGCUAAACUAUCUAAAGUUGACUGCAUCAUAGAAGUUCAUGAUGCCCGAAUCCCUUUAUCUGGUCGAAACCCCCUUUUUAAAGAAUACCUCGGUAUUAAACCUCACUUGCUUGUACUCAACAAGCUCGACCUAGCAGACAUGUCUCAUCAGAAGAGGAUUGUUUCCCAGCUAGAGAAACAGGGAGUUCAAAAGGUCAUUUACACCGAUUGCUUCAGGGACGAGAACAUCAAGGAGGUUGUUCCAGCAAUAAUUGAGCGUAUUGGAAGUAGUCCUCGGUUUACAAGAGCAGAGAGUCCAGAAAUAUCCAUUAUGGUGACUGGAAUCCCUAACGUGGGAAAAUCUUCCCUGAUAAAUGCUCUUCGCAGAAUGCAUCUAAAGAAAGGAAAAGCCUCUCGAGUUGGGGGAGAGCCUGGAAUCACUCGCUCAGUGCUUUGUAGAAUACAAAUUUCAGAAAAUCCCCUCAUCUAUCUUUUUGACACACCAGGCGUCCUUUCACCUCGCAUUGAGACUGUUGAGACAGGAAUGAAGCUAGCACUAUGUGGGACAAUUCUUGAUCAUUUGGUGGGUGAAGAUAUAAUAGCAGAUUAUCUCCUUUAUACUCUUAAUCAACAUCACCAGCACAGAUAUGUGGAACAAUAUGAAAUCGAAGAAUCCUGCUCAGAUAUAGAGACCCUGCUGAAAAAGAUUGCCCUUAAGCUAGGAAAGACACAGAGAGUGAAGGCCUUAACUGGUGUUGGGAAUGUGAAUAUUACAGUACCAAAUUACUCAGCUGCUGCUUAUGACUUUAUUAGAGCUUUCCGCAAAGGAGAUUUGGGAAGAGUGACUUUGGACUAAAGAGAUAUUAAAAGACUGGACUUGCCACAAACCAAACAGAAGAACAUUGCACCUUUUUAUGACUGAGCAAAUUUGAAAUAGUCUAUGGCAAAUUGAAAAUUGAAGUCAUUUUCGCAUGCUAUUUAACUAGACUCUGUAAAGAAUAAAUAACAGACAAUUCCUUUGUUGCACUAUGGUGGAGUGCAGCUCUAUUUCAUUGCUGUCAAUGUAUUAAUAAUAAAAUAUAUUUUGUUAAACACGA
Hyla sarda is the source of this 1409-nucleotide messenger RNA. It is a transcript of the gene MTG1, whose product is annotated as mitochondrial ribosome associated GTPase 1. The record is from RefSeq and is a predicted model, not a curated record. The transcript has 12 exons. Gene Ontology annotation, cellular component: mitochondrion. Gene Ontology annotation, molecular function: GTPase activity; GTP binding. NCBI's taxonomy places the organism in Eukaryota, Metazoa, Chordata, Amphibia, Anura, Hylidae. The coding region runs from base 254 to 1168 and encodes 304 amino acids.